Molecule: messenger RNA, 1412 nt
Organism: Labrus mixtus (cuckoo wrasse)
Lineage: Eukaryota; Metazoa; Chordata; Actinopteri; Labriformes; Labridae
Gene: spmap2
Product: sperm microtubule associated protein 2
Exons: 5
Coding region: 303-1307 (334 amino acids)
Biological process (GO): spermatogenesis
Source: RefSeq, a predicted model, not a curated record
CUAAUUGACUAUGCACACAUAUGAAGUAGUAGAGGUCCCAAGCUUCACAUAUUAUAAGUGCUCAAGCAUUGUGACAAUGUCUCAUCCCAUGUGCAGAUAAGCACAAAUAACAGCUGCGCCCUCUGUUGCACUAACAACAGAUGUCUCUGCGAGCAAGGAGGGUUCGACAGAGCUCGCCAUUUUUAAGUUAAUAUGAAUCACUUUUCAAAGUUGGAAAAACUUUCAAUUAGUUGAGGUGACAUAAACAUAUCAUAUUGAGUUAACGCAACAUUUUCAUAGACUUGAUGUGAAACUAACUUAAAAUGUUAUGUUAUUAUGACUUUUUCUUUUUACAGUGUACAAGGAUGAAGAAGCUGGCUCAACCCAAACCCAGCCAGCUGAGAUAUCCAGACCGUCGUUCUGUUUACUGGCUGGAUCAUCUGCCACCACACAAAACUGGGUCCAUCACCAAAACCGGUACCCUGCACUUGUUCUGUCUGUUCACAAACCUGUCCUGUAGGGUCCUCACUUUUUUUGUUGUUCAUCUCCUGGGCUCUUUUUUAUAUUCUUCUAUGUCUCUAGCUCUAAUCUCAUUUCCUGCCCUAUUCCUUCCUUCAUUGUCAUUUUUUAUUUCUUCUAUUUCCUCUGGUGUUUAUUUACCUUUUCUCCCCUCUGCCUCAGUCACCCCUUUCUCUCUUUUGUCUCUUCUCUCAUUCAUGCGCUCACCUGCCCUCCCCCCCCUGUCUUCUUCCCUACCUUCUCUUCUCAUGUUUUUUUUCUCUCUCCAAAGACUUUCUCCUACGUGGGAGGUAAGUGAAUGGGCUCUCCAGGCUGUUGCAUCUGAUCGGUUGUGUAGUCUGGCUCAUCCUCGAGCAUCUGCAGCUGGCUGGCAGCUGGACCGCCCACUGCUGGCCCCUUUGAACAGAGCAACACAGACUGCGGUAGCCACAUCGAGGAUUUGCCAGCUCGCCCAACCAAGAAGAAGGCUUGCUCUGGAGGGCUCUGGCCACAAAUCUAAACCUGAACCCAUCUCUCAUGAGCCCUACAGAGCAUCAGCACACAUAGAGCUACUUGCUACCCCUAAACAUGACCACCCCAAGUUCAGAGGAGAGCGCCCGGUGUGCUGGCUCGUCUCCAGAGCAGCCAGAAGCCAUGUAGCGGACCAGAGACUUCUCGAGCUCUCCAGUCCUAAAGAGAGGAAGGCUCUCUUUGAGGGCUAUGACCCGUACAGAGUUAGCCGGGCAGCCCGCUCGGCCAGCCCCUCCCCUCGAAUUCAACAGCUCUCUCUUCCUCUGCCUCGCAAAUGUAGCUCCAGGCAGGAGGGAUGAGGUCAGCUCUCGUUAUUAAUAUAUUUAUUUCAUUUGAAGUUACGACGCCUAUUAAUAGCUUUGUUACAUGAGCCUGAAUUUGCAUUAAACAGUACACCAGUGUUA